This is a messenger RNA of Megalobrama amblycephala (Wuchang bream), 4326 nucleotides long. It is a transcript of the gene arrdc1b, whose product is annotated as arrestin domain containing 1b. The record is from RefSeq and is a predicted model, not a curated record. Bases 121 to 1458 code for a protein of 445 amino acids. The transcript has 8 exons. NCBI's taxonomy places the organism in Eukaryota, Metazoa, Chordata, Actinopteri, Cypriniformes, Xenocyprididae. Gene Ontology annotation, cellular component: cytoplasm. Gene Ontology annotation, biological process: protein transport. Gene Ontology annotation, molecular function: ubiquitin protein ligase binding; ubiquitin-like ligase-substrate adaptor activity.
CGCUCGUGGAUGGGCGGAGAGAUGAGAGCCGCAGGUGGGACGUGAAACUGGACGAUUUUACCCGUUAGUUUUACCGACAACCUCAUCCUCGCGAGUGUGUGAGCGGUGCUUCUGAAAGACAUGGGGAAGCUUCAGGAAUUCGAGAUUACUUUCACUAAUAACAAAGUGGUCUACAACCCCGGCGAAUCCAUAUCAGGAACUGUGAGAAUUAAAACAAGCCACUCCUUACAGUUUAAAGCCAUCAAAGUCAACUGUGUGGGGUCAUGUGGCAUCUCGUCCAAGCUGAAUGAUGCAUCAUGGAUGCUUGAGGAGAAGUACUUGAGCAGCACGCUGUCUGUGGCCGAUAAAGGUAUUCUGUCAGCUGGUGAGCACAGCUUUCCAUUUCAGUUUCUCAUUCCAGCAUCCGUUCCAACCUCAUUCGAAGGCCCAUUUGGGAAGAUUUUGUACAAAAUUAGGGCUUUUAUUGACACGCCACGUUUCUCAAAGGACUACAAGACCCAUCGGCCCUUCUACCUUCUCAAUGUGCUCAACCUCAAUGAGUUGCCAGACAUAGAGCAACCCAGCUGUGCUGUGACAACAAAAAAGUUUAACUACCUCCUGGUAAAAACAGGCACGCUCAUGCUGAAAGCUUGCAGUGAUCUGAGAGGAUACACUCCUGGACAGGUUAUCAAACUAUCUACUGAAAUCCAUAACAAGUCUGGUAAAGACACCGGCUAUGUGAUGGCCAGCCUUAUUCAGAGAGUGUCGUAUAAGACGAAGCGGCCAGUGUUUGAUCUGCGACCCAUAGCAGAGGUUGAGGGUGCCGGGGUCAAGGCCGGCAAACAUGCAGAGUGGAAAGAACAGAUCAUCGUCCCUCCUCUUCCUCAAUCGGGCCUGACUGGCUGCAGCCUCAUAGACAUUGAGUAUUUUAUCCAGGUUUCAUUAAAAUCUCCUGAGGCUGUGGUCACGUUACCCAUAUACAUUGGGAACGUCGCUGUUAACUUGACUCCCUCCAUUCCGUACCCCAUUGCUCAAGGCGCUCCGAUGCCUGCCAUGCCGAGCCUCAUCCCUGCACCCAUAGUCCCCAGCGCGCCUCCUGUAGAGGACGACCUGGAGGGUGAGCUGGGUGCUGGAGGAGUAGACAGCGAGGAGAUUCCCACCAAGAGUCAUUCUCAGCAGGACCCGUCCGGCGUGCCUCUCACCAUGACUCCCGGCGCGUUCGGUCUUGCAUCUGGUCCGGUCCCGCCGCAGAGCCAGCAGAACAUCCAAUCCUCAGACGGUUCUGCGCCUGUGUUCUGUUUGUCUACAGGGGCCACCAUACCUUUCUUCACAGAUGGUAAUUCAACACCAGUGCCCACUUCCUGUCCCCUCAUCCUGCCCCCUGAAUACAGCACCUGGGAAUACCCACAUGAGCCGCCUCCCACAUAUGAGGAAAGCUGCAGUAGCAACAACUCGAGCUUCAACAGCAGCAUGAGGUAGACCAUUCAGAGGUCUCGCUUCUUCAUAAUGCCAUUCAUCUGGUGCCCCCUGCUGGACGGUACAGGAAUUGCUGCCAGGCCCCAAACCUGGCCCUCCAUGAACAAAAUCUCUUUAAAACUCAUAAAGGAUCAUUUCCUUCAUUUUUAGUCAAGUCCCUCAGUACAUAAAUUCAAAGUUGGAGAAAACAACCCUGAAACUGUGUAGGGAGAACGUUUCAGUGCCUAAGAAAGAUGUAGCACUCUUGAGCAACCCCUAGAUGAGACGCACUCAGAGAGUUCUUGUGAAAUUAAUACCAGCAUCUAUAACAAUUUGAAGCGAAAGUUAAACUGAGAAUGCGUUUUCAUUCAACCAAGGCUGGCCUUAUGUAUAUCUCAUCACAAAAUAUGCUCAGUAAAAUCUGAAACAUAAUUCUGCCAGGCUGAAAGUCUCGUUGAAGGAAUAAACACUCCUUUCCUUGUGACGACCGUUAUGAAUCAUAAGGCGCUCCAUGCUUGCACCAGCAGGAAUGGCUCUUGACAAAGACAUUGGGCCACAGAGAAGGUUACUCUGGAAAGAACAAGUUUUAUUUAUUGAUGGGGAUUGACAGAUGUUUCAUCUGACUUUUUUAAAGUCCAACUCAUCACCAAACAGACACUGUGUGGAUACAGCUUCGCGAUACCAAUGUAGUCAACCAUCAUGGGCACAUAAGUCAUUAUCACCAUCACGGCCAAAUGGUAGCCACUGUCCCUUGAAUGCUUAUAGGAACAACAUAUUACAUAUAAUUUUUGAACUAGUUCAUUUUUGUUUCACUGGUUUUACAGAGAUUUACACUUUGGACUUCUGACUUUGUGUUUUUGUUACCUUACAAACAAAGCAAAAUAAUCAUAUUUUUCUUUUCUGGGCUUUAUCAUUUCACCACCAUUUCAAAGAAGUUUUUUGAAGUGUGAUUUUUUUCUUUUUCUUUUUUUCAUUCUUUCAGACUGUGUGUAUCAUCAGUACUAGUAAUAUGUUAGAUUUCAGAAAUUUCACAUAUGCAUCAUUUGAAAUCUGAUGCAAACUGUGCAUGUCUUUGCAUAGGACUUGUUUGGUCUAUGCGUUGAUAUUUCUUAUAAUAGCCCACAGCAAAUUAGAGAUUUAUGAUGGAUUUCCGGCGAGGCCUUAGGCUGUACUUGGAUUGUUGUGUACAGUCCUUUAAUAUGGCAAACACUUUUUCAUUAUGACCUGAUCAGACCCUUGAACUGCUGAAGAAUUGAAGCACAAAAAGGCACUUUUAUGUGUAUGUGUAUAUAUAUGUGUGUGUGUGUAUGUGUGAAUGUUUUUUCCACCCCAUUUUCCAUGUUUAGUUCAGUAUUGUGGUACAUUUAGUACUUUAUUCAAUAAGCAAAGAAAGUCAGAAUUAGAACAGAACUACAGAACGGACCACAUUUAUCAUGUUCUAAAUGAUUUUGUAUGAAGCAAAAUUGCAAAAUUAUAAGAUAUGUUUUUGGAACUAAAUCAUUACUUUACCUUUUCUCUCUUUCCCUGAGUGUUUACCAUUACAGUGCUGACAGAGAAGAAUCAUUCAGGUCAUUCUACAAAAAGGGUGCCAUUUGAGUCCUUCAUAUGUAUCUAAAAACAUUUACUUCAACAAUGAAUAGCUGAUGACACUUCUCAUGCAUUAUGUAUAUUGCUAAACAAAUGAACAAAAAACCUUCUCAUUUUCUUUCAUGAUGAGGAUCCAUUUUCUGGCCUGUGUACAUUUUGAUAAAAACGUAAAAUAUAGAAACAAAAGCUAGUGUUUAUUCUCAUUUUCUAUAUAUUUUAAUUUAUUGGACAUGACUUGUAUUAAAAAGGUUAUGUGACCACCGUGUUACAAUCAUAUUUCCUCCUAUUUAUAAAAAUGAACUGUUCUGUAGCUCAUUAUGACAUUAUCAUCCUUUCAGUAUGCAGUUUCUUAAAGGAAAAGUCGACACUAGUUUUUUAAUCACUUUAUCUUAUAUUUUGUUAUAUUUGUCAGUAGGGUAAAUUGAUGGUGUGUAAUUGUGAAUAUUGUAAAAAUGAUAUUUGAAGUUUGAAAUGGAUACAUGCAAUUAAUUAACAGUAAAACAUUGUAUAACAUAGAAUGUUUAAAAUUAUAUAAAAAUGUACUUUAAAAAUUGCCUAAUCAGACUGCAAAAGGCACCUUUUUAUAGAAUGACCUGUUCAUAUUCAUAUCAAGGGACCUUGUCUUUGUUGAUUGUAUCCCAGCAGGCCACUGUGACUUGUAACAGUGCAGCUAAACAUAAAUUCAGAUUUUUUAAUUCACUGUGAGCAGCAUUGUGAUGAAAUUCUGCGAUUGCACAUAUGUAAAGAACAUUGUUAUUGUUUAUCAUCAAAAUCCAGUGAAGAAACCCUGACUUGAACACCUGUUCUCUAUUUUCAACCACAUUUUGCCUUAAAUGUGAAUCUGAUGCAUCCCUGGUUCCAUCGUAAUUGUAAAGAAGACGUACUUUGAGAUAAUACUGCACCACUUUUACUGUUAUCUUCAUUUGCCUCUCAAGCCUGUGUGACAUUAGAAAGAGUCAUAAGGAAAAUGGAUAGUAGAUGGUUAGUUAUUUUAGCACUGCAGGUGAAAGAAAUGAUUAAAAUGUGCAAGUCCUCCAUGUCUUAAAAUGUUCAAUUUGCAGCAUGGACAAACACUUAUUCGUUAUUUAUUUACAUGUGCUUUGUUCUGUCUUUUCCUUUACACCAAAGGUUCAACAGCUUUAUCAAGUUUCAUUUCAUCAUUGUGUGGUACUUUCCUUUCCCUGGAUCUUCCAGCAGGUUUUGAUAUAAAGUAGCACGAUUGUGGAUCAGUGUUCUAUGUAAAGUUGUGACAGAAUCAAGCUUGUACAGCAAAGAAAUAAAAUUACUCAUAUUCUCAUCCCCCCA